UGGUCCCUUCCAUCGCCACCAUGGAACAACGGGUGGCGAUACUGCAGGACCUCAAGAUCCAAUCGUUCGAUUCCAUCCGGUUUGCCUCGUACCGAACGGCCUGUAAGCUGCGCUAUGUCCAAAAGUCCACAAAUUUGCACCUGGUGGACAUCUGGAACGUGAUCGAGGCGUUCCGGGAGAAUGGCCUCAACACUCUGGAGCACCAGAACGAGGUCAGCGUGAGCCGGCUGGAGACACUCGUGUCCUCGCUCUAUCACAAUCUGAACAAACGUCUUCCCCCCACGCAACAAGUUCCUGUCGAUUCCAAAGCUAGUCUACUGCUGAAUUGGCUGCUGGCAGCCUACUCCGGGGACAACUCCGGCAAGAUCCGGGUAUUCUCCAUUAAGGUCGCCCUGGCCAUCAUGUGUUCGGGGAAAAUGGUCGACAAGUUGAGAUAUAUCUUCUCACAAAUUUCCGAUGGAGCGGGUCAGCUAAUUCACUGGAAGUUGGGGGAUUUUCUGCGGGAGGUCCUCGCACUGCCGGCGGCCGUUUUCGAAUCUCCAACAUUCCAUUACAAAGAGGGACUAGAAAGUGAAAUCUUCCCGGUCGAGAAUAAAAUCACCGUGAACGAUUUUAUGGCCGUCCUGAUGGCGGAACCUGGACCAGCUUGUCUCGUUUGGUUACCCCUGCUACACCGACUUGCCACCG
Messenger RNA from Uranotaenia lowii, 687 nucleotides. Its product is annotated as dystrobrevin beta-like. The annotation marks the transcript as partial. NCBI's taxonomy places the organism in Eukaryota, Metazoa, Arthropoda, Insecta, Diptera, Culicidae. The record is from RefSeq and is a predicted model, not a curated record. The transcript has 3 exons. Gene Ontology annotation, cellular component: synapse; plasma membrane. Gene Ontology annotation, biological process: synaptic signaling.